AUGUCAAUAUGUCUUAUAACAACAUACAUGAAUACUAUCGUACUUAUAUGAUAUAUUAUAGAGAUUCAGAUUUGACUUCCACUACAGCGCACCGCUACCAUCAACCAAUCAGGUGCGUGAUAUAUUCGAUUAACCAAUCAGUCAAACCUGAACCUCUAUAUUAACCGUGUCGUUACACAUUGACGUCACUGCGUGUUCGUGUGAUUAGCUAAGAUAUAGUUAACUACUUAGUUAAAUUUACUCUUCUCCAGUUAUAUUUAUAGAUUAAGCACGCGAUUGGUACAUUUUCAGCGUGCAAGCGCGAUCUUAAUUUGCUGUAUAUGGCUCAACGAUGUUUUCAAAACUGCUUGUUCAUCAAAGUUAGUAUUUUAAUAAAAUACACAUUUACAAUUCUUUCGUGAUCUUAUUGUACAGUUGUUCUUGUGCUACAUCAACGUAUUAAAAAUUCGCAGAAAGAAUAUGUUGUAAAAUGUCUCAGCUUUUAAGCGUGAUAUUUUCGGAAAAUUUUCUGUCCGUGGAAAUUUUUCUUGAGUGGAAAUGACCUUUAAACACGUGUUAUUCGUGAUCUAUUUCAGCCAUUUUGGAAAAAAAGCGGUGAGAGCAAUCGUAUUGCUGGAAAGAUCAAGAUGGGGAAAGAAACAUUGUGUAAACUGGAAGGAAAAUGGGUAUGAUGUUUUGAUUCUCUUUAUGCCAUUUUCAUGACUUUCCUGUGUAGGAAUUAUCGCAACGUCACUGGUGUUUGCGACCAUAUGGAAGUAGUCAAUGUUUAGGGAACUAGCUCAGUGUUUGACAGUGUUUUACAUACUCAAAUUUCCUUUAAGUUAUAAAACAUAGAACGAGAAAUUAUUUAACAAAUAUAAAAAAUUUUCCGUGUUGAUAUACAGUUAUAUCAACACGAGUGGAAGUUGGGAAAACGAGAAAUUGUGUGGAAACGCGAAGGGCGGAGUGUUUUCACACAAUUCCGAGUUUUCCCAAUUUCCACGAGUGUUGAUAUAACUGCAUAUCAAUACGGAAAAAAUGUUUUAUGUUUGUUUUAUAAUAUAGCACAAAGAAACAUAAAGAAAGAAAUUUUCCGACGUUUCCGUGUUGACAUUGAGUUAUAUCAACACGGCUCUUAGCCAAUCAACGUUCGGAAUUUACAAAUGCUAUAUUAUAAUUAAUAUUAUAACGUGAUUUCGAGUUCUCCGAAACUACCAAAAGUGUUUCUAUAUCUGUGUAGAAACAGAGGAAAACCUGUUUCUAUUUCUUUCCUCCACCCGAUCGGUUGCCGGGCUUUUGCUCUCAACUGAGACUAUAGAUGCAAACACUAUUUACGACAGAAGCUGUAGUUUAUUUAAUACAUUGGGGAUAUUUUCCUUUGGACCGUGUGAACAGGGCGUCAAAGGGACAAAAACGUUUUUGAAAACGACGCCCGUGUGCACAUAGCCUGAGAAUUCCCUUUUUAUCUUGUGGUUCCUUAAUUUGGUCGAUUUAUCGUUGCAUGUUUAGGAUGGUGAAGUACUCAUUACUGACCUACGAUCUGGAAACCAUGAA
Molecule: messenger RNA, 1533 nt
Organism: Paramuricea clavata
Lineage: Eukaryota; Metazoa; Cnidaria; Anthozoa; Malacalcyonacea; Plexauridae
Source: the annotation of a GenBank genome assembly